Leptidea sinapis is the source of this 1543-nucleotide messenger RNA. RefSeq lists its product as uncharacterized. Gene Ontology annotation, molecular function: chromatin binding. Gene Ontology annotation, cellular component: nucleus. The transcript has 4 exons. The coding region runs from base 1 to 543 and encodes 180 amino acids. NCBI's taxonomy places the organism in Eukaryota, Metazoa, Arthropoda, Insecta, Lepidoptera, Pieridae. Gene Ontology annotation, biological process: translesion synthesis; regulation of cell cycle. The record is from RefSeq and is a predicted model, not a curated record.
AUGAGGAAGCUCAUGGUCAGAGCAAUAGAAUGUUCCUCGAACAUUCUGAAGCCUGCCACGGGUAUCAACACUAUUGCCAUAAUUCCAGGUGGGGACAAGGCAUCCAGAACUCACUCAGGAGGCAACCCUGUAUGUCCUCGAGAGACGCCCAAAUGGCAGAAACCAAUCACUAAUUUCUUUUUGGGCAAUCAGACAAGCACUUCAAAUGGCAGUGAUGAUGUCACAGCUGGUACUUCAAAAACAAAACCCAAGCGUAACAUAAUUGAAUCAGAUGAUGAGAUAGAAGAAAUCAAUAAAGGUGAAGUGCAUAUUGAUUCGCCUCCUAAAAAUCGUGAGUUAGAUGAAUCACUAGUACUAGAACCACUUACAGGAGAGAAUAGUCACAGGAUAGAAGAAUAUUAUACUCCGAAAACCAGCAAGGGAAAGGGCCAAGGGAUAAGAGGUGGUAAUAAAGAGAAUAUCAAUAGAAGAGGCUCAAAGAGAGAAUUGGAAGUAAGUUUAGAUGAAAACUCUCAUGCUAAUAAGAAAAAGAAAGUAAAAUGAAAUAGACAGAUGAACUGAAUGUAAUUUUUCAAUUUUUAUACUUAAUACUUAUUUAGUGUGUUUUUGAUGUCUCAAUUUAACAGCAAUUUGGCUGCGAUAUUUUACUAUUAAUUUUUAGAGGGAAUUGAAGAGUUUUCAGUUUAUGUUAUGUAACUAUAUUUCAACAUUAUGAGAGCUUAUACCCCUUAAUUAGUAUUUUUGCUAGACGGCUGGCCACUUCUGUACAUUCCAGGAUUACAUGAGUGAUCACUUUAUCUUCAAAUAGACAUCUACUAGAAUUAGGGCUGUCUGUUAUGCCGAUUGUGAAAAGGGUUUUUGUUUGAAGUUGGUGUCCCGUUAAGGUGCAGAACAAAACUUGAAUUUUGUGUUUUGUUAAGGCGAUGGUACUUCUCUCUACAGUUUUUGAUAUUUGUGAGGGUCGUUAUUAAAUGAGAUUAACUAUUGAAAUUGUACGAUAACUACAUUAUUAACCCACCUUUUCUUCUAAUUUCAUAAUAAUAUUUGAGUUGUUUAACAAAUUGAUACAGAAAUUACUGCUCUCGUUCUAAUAAUUUAAGUGUUAUAGUUGAUCAAAUAGACCCCUUUACAUGCCAGAUAUAUUGAGCACUUCGCACUACACCUGGGGAUGUCCACUCCCAACCGAUGGCCAAUUGAAAUUUGAAACUGGCGUUCCUGCUGUGCUGUGCAUUAUUUAUACAGCACUUAAUGUAACAUGUAUAAUGUCAAUGUCAAAACUAACAGUGACAAUGAUUGUUAACACAUAUUUAAUACAGACUAGAUGUCAAGACUCUACUACUACACUAUCCUCUAUCUUAAUAUUAAGUACAAAAAAAUUACAUGGGCAAAUGCAGCCACAUAUUGAAUUAAAAUAUUGCUCGUUUAGAAGCUAGUUUCAAACAUGUAUGUUAUUAUUAAGUUUUUGUUAUGUAAUACCAUUUUCGUUUCUCUGUGUUUCUGUGAGACUUAUUUUUAAGACAAUAAAUGUUUAUUCAAGUUUGUA